AAUGUCUUUAACUCUAUAUUAUGGCUUAAAGACUCCUGAUUUUCUAUUCAGUACUUUUCGACAACUAUGGAAAAAGAAAACAGAUUUUAGUUCAAAAUCAGAUUUAAUGAAUAAGGUUGUCAUAGUAACUGGUGGUAAUAGGGGAAUUGGUAAAGAAUGUGUAAAAGAUUUAGUGAAAAGAGGAGCAACAGUAAUUAUGGCUUGUAGGAAUAUAGAAAAAGGAUUAAGAACUAAAGAAGAAAUAGAAAAAGUUUGUGGAAUUUUUGAAAAAAUUGAAAUAAUUAAAAUAGAUUUGUCAUCCUUAAAAAGUGUACGAGAAUUUGUAGAAGAGUUUCGAAAAAAAUACGAAAAUUUGCAUAUUCUAAUUAAUAAUGCGGGAAUUAUUAAGGCGGACGAAUAUUUUACUUCGGAAGGUAACGAAACUUUUAUUGCCUCUAAUUAUUUGGGACAUUUUCUUUUGACAAACCUACUUGUGGAUCUUCUUAAGAAAAGCGCUCCAAGUAGAGUGAUAAAUGUAUCGUCUUCCUAUCAUUAUAUUGUUAAUGAUAUGACGUUUAAUGAUUUUCAAUUGAAAAAUCAUUGGGUAAAACCAACUCAAUUGUAUAGAUAUGGCAGAAGCAAGGCUGCAAAUGUUAUGUUUUCUAAAGAAUUCAAUGACAAAUAUCAAGAAAAUGGUAUUACUUCAUUUAGCUGCCAUCCGGGAGUUGUAAAAACUGAACUAUUCGAUAGUUAUCAAUGGAAAUCUGAGUUAAUGGACUACUUUUUUGUGAAAGUUGCAUCCUUCUGGAUGAAAUCUGCUGAUGAAGGAGCGAAAUCUAUACUUUAUUGUUGUUUAGCUCCUGAAUCGGAAAUUAUUCCUGGAGAAUAUUACGACUCAACAAAGCUCGUUCAAAUGUCAAAACUAGCAAAGAAUAAGGAGAAUCGCGAACGAUUAUGGGAAAUUAGUUCAAAGCUAGUGAAUCUUGCCUAA
This is a messenger RNA of Dimorphilus gyrociliatus, 970 nucleotides long. The record is from the annotation of a GenBank genome assembly. NCBI's taxonomy places the organism in Eukaryota, Metazoa, Annelida, Polychaeta, Dinophilidae.